AUGAUACUUUCCAAGACGUGGGCGAGCCUUCUCGUAUCACUCCAAUACUCGCCAACUGGUCAAUUCAAGCUUGUGUUAGAGGUUCUUGCGUUUCUGUUCGCCAUACACCGGAUUGCUGUGACCAUCUACCGGCUAUGGUUUCAUCCUCUGUCCAAGUAUCCAGGCCCCAAGUGGUGGGGAGCAUCGGAUCUCUUUUGGCUGUGGCGGGCCAACGUCAGGGGCACCUACACUCGUGAGGCUCCGGGUCUUCAACGGAAGUACGGCAACAUUGUGCGCCUCGGGCCGGACCGCCUGAUGGUGGACGGCAGUAUUGCCUGGACGCAGAUUUUCUCGCUCAACACCACGGUUCACGGCAUAGAUGAGUUCUCCAAGGUGCCGAACCAGCUGUUUCCAGGCGAUUACAAGACAAUCGUUGCUGCGCCGCGGGACGAUCACCGCCGUAUGCGGCGCCAGCUCAACCAUGCCUUCAGCGACGCCGCGCUCAAGGAGCAGGAGGGCAUCAUCGGUCGUUACGUCGAGAAGCUGGUCGACCAUCUCGAGCAAGCAACGAGGCCUGUGGACAUCGCCACCUGGCUAAACUACACCACCUUCGACAUCAUCGGAGAUCUGACAUUCGCCGAGUCUUUCCACAACCUCGAUGACAGUAGCUUUCACCCGUACGUUUCGGGCUUCUUCAGGGCCAUCCGCGGCUUCGCGUACAGCCGGAUGAUUCUGGCCAAGCCGCACUUGACGCCCUUCUUCCUGGUGUUUGUGGGCUGGCGUGAGAUCUGGACCGCCGUGUCGACCAUGAUGGACAAUAUGAAGCUAGGCGACUCCAAGGUGAAGGCGCGCAUGGCCAUGGGCGCUGAACCCAAGGACGGCCGGCGCGAUUUCAUGACGUACAUGAUGCGGGAGACCCGCGACGGAAAGCCAGGAUUCUCGGAGCAGGAAAUCAUGAUGAACAGCGGGUUGCUGAUCGGUGCCGGGAGCGAGACCACCGCGUCGGCUGUGAGUGGGUUUUUCUUCUUCGCCGGCAUGUCGCCCAAGGCACUGGCACCGCUGAUCGAGGAGAUCCGGUCCGCGUACAAGACCGAGUCUGAGAUCAACCUUGUCAAUACACAGCAUCUGCCAUACUUGCGGGCGUGUAUGGACGAGACUCUGCGCUGCUUUCCCACUGUCGUCGAGACACCACCUCGUCAAUCUCCUGGGGCCAUGUUUGAAGGCAACUGGGUCCCUCGCGGUACACUUCUACAUGUGAACCAAGUGGCGACCAUGCGAAACAGCGGCAACUUCAUUGACGCGGAGAUUUGGUGUCCGCAGCGUUGGCUCCCUAAAACGCAUCCGCUGUACGAUCCAAGGUUUGAGGCCGACAACAAGGCGGCGUUCAAGCCCUUUAGCUAUGGGCCCCGAGACUGCGCCGGGAAGAAUUUGGCGUACUCGGAGAUGCGGCUGAUGAUCUGCAACAUCCUACACAGGCUGGACUUUGAGUUGGUCGAGGGCCAGGAGAAAUGGUACAUUGACAAGCACGUUUGGAGCGUCUGGGAGAAACAGCCGUUGAACUUGAGAUUCCGGGCUAGAUCAGAGAUCUGA
This is a messenger RNA of Colletotrichum phormii, 1569 nucleotides long. RefSeq names its product cytochrome P450. Bases 1 to 1569 code for a protein of 522 amino acids. NCBI's taxonomy places the organism in Eukaryota, Fungi, Ascomycota, Sordariomycetes, Glomerellales, Glomerellaceae. The transcript has 3 exons. Gene Ontology annotation, molecular function: iron ion binding; monooxygenase activity; heme binding. The record is from RefSeq and is a predicted model, not a curated record.